Messenger RNA from Entrophospora sp. SA101, 1902 nucleotides. Lineage: Eukaryota; Fungi; Glomeromycota; Glomeromycetes; Entrophosporales; Entrophosporaceae. The record is from the annotation of a GenBank genome assembly.
AUGUUAUACCGAUCAGUUCUAGUAUUGGGAUAUCCGGAUGGUUUCCAGAUUUGGGAUAUUUCAAAUGUAGAUAAUGUUAAUGAAUUAAUCUCAAUUAGAGAUGAUGAAAAAAUUGGUGAAGUAAAAGUCGCAAAGAUAAUACCAAAUCCGCGUAUUGCUUCCAAAGACGAUAUAGAUGAAUAUGCAGAUCAACAUUUAAAUGAUAAUAAUAAUAAAACAACGACUAUCCCCAUAACAACUACUGCAAAUACCGAUAGUAAUGAUACUGAAUUAAUUAAACCAUAUUCAAUACCUUAUGUUAUUAAUCCUAAAUCAUCUCAAUCAUUGACAGCAUCAUUAUUGACACCACAUAAUAGUUCAGAAUUCGAUGAUAUCAUUAAAGAAGAACAAGAACAAAAACCAAUUACCGCUAUUACUAAUAAUACUUCAACUGGAAAAAAUAGUUACGAUUUUAGUAAUGAGUUUAGUGAUUCAUUGUUCGGAUCAGGAGAAUUUGAAAGCUCAUUUUUAUUUUCAAAUGAUGAUAAUUUAAGUAGUUUGUCUAGUAAUAAUAAUAAUAGUAGUGGUAAAAAACAAAUCUUUGCAUGUUCUACAUUGCUCGAAAUUAUGGUUUAUCCUGAUGGUAUUAAUAAGGGUGAAAUUAUUUCAUCAUACCUACAAAAAAAGGCACUAAAUUUAGUUCUAUCAAAUCGGGAAAAACAAGAUUCUAGUGCCACAGGGAUCCAAAAUAAAUUAAAAUUAUUAAAGAGUGAAAAUGAAAAGUUGACUAAGAAAAUUGAAUCAGCUACUUCGAAGAAGAGAACUCUGGCCAUCAAACUAAAAAAACAAGAACAAAAUAGAGAUCUUUAUAUUUCACGAAUGAGAUCAUUAGUUUUGAAAAGAAAAAAUGUAUCAGAAGAAGAGAUCCAAAAAAAUAUAACAAAAAAGAUUAAAGAGAAUAAACAUACCUAUACGCCUGAGUUUACUGCUCUAAUAUCCCAAAUUAGCAAUAUAGAAGUGGCAGAACUUGCAAUUAUUGAAAAUCUUCCAAAUUCCACUUUUACAUUUGCUUCAUAUGGAAUCCUAGCAGAUGAAAGCACAAGAGGAGAUAAAAAAAUCUUCUUAUUAGAAUGCUCAAGGAAUGUUCCUGAGGGAUAUCUUCAUAAAUGGAAAACAUUCCUAGAAUUCCUACUGAAUGAAAAGUUGAAUAUAGAAAUAUUAAUAAUGGUUAAAUUUGGGGAAUGGUUCUAUGAAAGAAUAAUAAAUUUUUUAAUUGGUUCUGAUAAACAUCCUUAUAUUAUUCAAGGAACUUCUAGUAAACCUCUACCAAAUGGAUAUCGUGCUCAUCAGAUGCCUGAAAUGGUAGAGAUUUGGAUUGAUGAAUUAAAAAAUGCUUUACAGAGUCCUGAUGAAAAUUUUAUAAAGGAAUUGCAGACAGCCCAUGACCUAUUAAAUGAGCAAGAAUUUCUAAAUUUGGCAGAUAAAGUACAAUUAGCUUUUUCAAAAGAUAUGAGCGAAAAUCUAAAGAGCAUACCAACUGAUGAUCCAAAAACAGACUAUAUUAUUUUGAUUGAUCGAGAAAAUUUAGUGGUUGUUGAAGAUGAAAUCCAUGAUGAUAUAACUUUAGAAGAACUUGUCGAAGAACUUCCUGAGAAUGCACCAAGAUAUAUUGUGUUAAGUUAUGAGUUGAAUCAUGAGGAUGGAAGAAAAUCAUAUCCAUUAGUAUUAAUUUAUUAUUCACCUAUAUCUACAAAUCCUGAAGCACACAUGCUGUAUACUAGUUCAAAAGUAUAUUUUCAACAAAAAGCAGAUUUAAAUAAAACAUUUGACAUUCGUGAAUUAGAAUUGCUAAAUGAUGAAUGGCUAAAGGUGGGAGAAAUUAUUACAUUAAGGAAAUACAUUCUUAACGAUAAAAUCCCUUAA